CCGCCAUCACCAUCCCCGAUGCCGGUAACGUUUAGUUCUCGUCCACCACGUCCGUCUUCGUCUCCAGAGCCUGCAUUCACCAACGCCGACGACUCUAUCGUCCUCUCCGACCUCGUUCGCUCCGGCGAAGCCUCCCGACUCCGCCGCCGAGGCGCUAUCCGCGACGGCCCCCUUUCCUCCCAUCGCCAAACUUCAUCCAUGUCUUCAGCACCAGUCUUCUCCCCACCAGCACCCACUUUUGCCGCUACUGCAUCAAGAUCAAUAUUCAGACCACUGUCUCCUGUCUGGCGAAAUGACUUCCAGGAGUCGAGGGAUCCAGACUUUCAGGGAGUGGAUGAUGAUGUUUACCAGUAUGACGAUGAUGAGGAUGCGAAUGGAGAGUGGCAGUGGGGAAGGACGCAGGGUGCGAUGGACAGUGCUGGAAAUGUAGAGAGGGAGGGUCGUCGACAGGCUCUUGAAGCAGACAUCCGACUCGAAGACACUGAUCAUUCCUCUGGUUCUUUCAUACUCCUCUGCGGCGCCGAAAUUGCUCCCGACGCCCAGGAUCUUUCGUCCCAUUUCGCUUCGACUAGCAAUGCACCGCGUAGGAAGCCCUCUGCAUUCUGUCCCGUUUCGCCCGCUCAGCGUCCGCCCCGUCCACGACGGACCAAUGGGUGUGGCGCCAUAGUUCAUCUCUCCGGUAUACCACGGCGCCGUCAUGGUGUCUGGAUAGCUCGUGGUGCUGCGACACCGGAUGUUGUUUCUAUGCCCACCUCCUAUUUCGACUGCACGGCAGUAGCCAAGAUGAUGAAGAGUGCGUGCGGUUGCGUGCGUGAGGGCGUAGGGUGUAGUGUUUGUGGGAAUAUUCUGGGCACUAUCUACACUCCCUGUCAAGCCGCAGCCGACGGUCUCUUUACGCCUCCAACGCCCACUACCGCCCGACCCACAAGCGCAACCACAAAUUCAUCAUCCACAAGGACGAAUCACGCUCACUCACCAUCCACGACAACUCCGGAACCUUCAUUCUUCCCCUCUGGGCCGUCAUACUGGCUCCCACCAUCCCAGUCAUCGAAUAACCAUCCUGCUCCUGCAACAUCAGCAUCCUCUUCAUCAAAGAAAUCGUCGAGUCCACCGCGGCUCGCAAUCUACACCUUCUUCUCCACCCAUGUCCGUUCUACAGUCCCCUAUACUUUCCCUGCUGUUCCCACACCUCCGCCCUCUUCUUCCACACCUGCGCCGACACGUGCACCAGCACAAAUAUCGCAAUACGAUACUGCACUACCGGCAGCAUCCUCCUCGUCAUCGAUAUUGGCAGUGGGGUAUGGCGCUGGCCCUCGGCCCUCUGUGUAUCCGUACGGGGCACAGAGGCUGACGUCUAGCUCAAACAUCUUCGGGCGCUCGAACGAGUCCCAACCGUCACGGUCUCAGUCGCUGUCUCUGUCUCAAUCCCAGUCCCGCGCACAACUGCAGUCCCGACCGUCGUACCCUUACCCGUACCCGUCCCCUUAUCCCUACGCGUCGCAGGCGCAAUCACAGUCUCAGACAACGCUCGCAUCGACGACUUCACUCGGGUCUGCUCCUGGGUCUACCGUGAAUGUAUCGGAUCCGGCUCUGCCCACACCCCGCAUGCCUGCUCCUCUACAGCGCCAGAACACGGUCACGAGCGAGAAUGGUAGUGCAACCAAUGGAGCCGAGCCCCUCCCAACACUGAGUUCCGCGUUUGAUCCAUCGCAACUCCAAACACAGACCCAAACACAAACACAGAAUCAGACUCAGCAGACCCAAUCAUGGUCGAACUUAUUCUCCAACGCCAGUUCUCCCCCACCUCCCCCGUCACUCCCACCUCCCUCUGCGGCUUCUCCAGCCCCACGAUUCCCGCCUCUACGUCGGUGGACCUCAUACGCUCUAGAGGACGUCUUACUCCCCUGGGACGCGUUCGAGAAUAUCCCCAACGGCAACGGCUCGUCUUCGGCGCGCAGUUCUCUAGAACAGCAAAUGGAGGACAGGGAGAGGAAUAGGGAUACGGAUCGGGAGAGGAUAAGGUUGACGAGGAGGGGAAGGACGCGGAUGCCGAGUUUUGCGGCGCCGCCUGCUUCGAGCGCUGUUUCGCCGAUGGUGGGUGCUAUUGGGGGUGUUGGUACGGGCACGGCGUCGGCGUCGGCGUCUACCGCGCAGUCGCAAACGCAGACGCAGACGCAGCUUACGGGGUGGGGCUCGACGUUGGGUGCGGAUGUGCUUUUGGAAGUGGCGGCGAGGAGGAGCCAGAGGGAGAGGAUUAGACAGGUGCGAACUGAGGAUGAGAGGUGGAGGGAAGAAAGAGAGCGGCAGAGGGAGAGAGAUAGGGAAGAGAGGAUGAGACAGGUGCGAUCUGAGAGUGAUAGGUUCAGGGAAGAAAGAGAGCGGCAGAGGGAGAUAGAUAGGGAAGAAAGGGAACAGCAGAGGGCGAGAGAUAGGGAGGAAAGAGAGCGUCAGAGGGAAAGAGACAGAGAUGGAGACGUUGCUGAUGAGGCUAGUGGUGGCGAGGGUGUGGCGGUGAAUAAUUUGGUGAAUUUGAGCGCCAUGUUUUCGGGGGCUGACGAGAAUGGGGAUGUGCGGGAUGGGAGGGAUAGUAUGGAGGGGAGGGAGUACAGUUAUGAGGAGAUGAGGAUGAGGGGCGCGAGUCCGGCGAUGGAUAUGGAAGCUGAGAUUGAGAUGGUGGAAGAUGAGGGUGUGCUCCUGGGAGAUGAGGUAGUUUUGGAUUCAGGUGUGUUCGAUGCGGAUGCGGGUGACGUGGGCGAGAAGCCGGAGGGUGCGUUGAGUCCUGGUGGUGGUGGUAUGAUGUGGGCGGAGCGGUAAUUGGUGGGUUCUCUUUGUUUGUUAAUGAUGUUCAUGACCAUAGACACAAUUCUCGUGCGUCGCUCUUCCUUUGGAAUCGGGGUGUCGUGUUGGUUGUUGCCUCUUGUAUAAUUUUCUGUGGAUUCCUAUCACUUCGUCGUCCUUGCAUCCAAUCCCGUUCUUGAUUUCAUGAUAUUACAUAUCGUUGUCUACUACGGCGACGAGCACUCUCGCCCUCUCGCCAUCUUCAUUUUCCAUGUUUAUUAAUGCUCGCCCCGGUCUUGUCACUAGUACUCCCAUCCCCAUCGAUAUCGCCCCUCCCCAUGUGCAUGUUUCAUCUACUUAUUUAUUCGCUGCUCCGGUACUCACAACACGUGCAUAGCUCUGAAUCCCUUUCCCCCAAGUCCUCUCAUCACCUCACCCGUCUGUUCUCUCUACCUAUCCUGCUCGUCAC
Molecule: messenger RNA, 3247 nt
Organism: Stereum hirsutum FP-91666 SS1
Lineage: Eukaryota; Fungi; Basidiomycota; Agaricomycetes; Russulales; Stereaceae
Exons: 2
Coding region: 19-2814 (931 amino acids)
Source: RefSeq, a predicted model, not a curated record